This is a messenger RNA of Nycticebus coucang (slow loris), 4838 nucleotides long. RefSeq names its product oxysterol binding protein 2 (gene OSBP2). NCBI's taxonomy places the organism in Eukaryota, Metazoa, Chordata, Mammalia, Primates, Lorisidae. The coding region runs from base 64 to 3414 and encodes 1116 amino acids. The record is from RefSeq and is a predicted model, not a curated record. The transcript has 15 exons. Gene Ontology annotation, molecular function: cholesterol binding. Gene Ontology annotation, cellular component: intracellular membrane-bounded organelle; membrane; cytosol.
GGGUGGGGACAGUUUCUUCAUUUUCUAGCGCCGCCCAUCUGACCCCUGUGCAUCUGGCGUUUCAUGGGUUCUGAGUGCUGCACCAGUUCCCUGCCCCCCUCUCCUGGGUUGCAAGGAGCUAACCCAUCCCAGCCGGGGUGGGGGUGGGGGACGUGGGCGCAGGGCCCCGUGAGCAGAGCUGCGCCAGGAGCAGGCGGGCUCAGCAUUCAUCAUUGUUCCUCCAGCGCCUGGCACGAGUUGGGGCUCAGGCAGGAAUGGUGGCCUGAAGCGCGCCAUCCUUUCUGCGUCGCCGGCCAACCCAGCUGUCAGCCCUCAGGUGUUUCCUGGGCUCUUUCCAAAGGCCAGACCAAGGCAGGAACUGGGGUCCGAACAGGUCCAGCGGCCGGCCGGGAGGACGACAGCCAGCAGGCGCGGGCGGGGACGGGGCGCACGGGGCCGCGGAGGGACCUGCGCGCGCCCCCGCCGCGCGCUGCGCGCGCACGUGACGGCGCCCCCGGCCCCGCCCCCGGCCUGCCCCCCACCCCCACUGCCCGCUCGGCCGCGCUCCGGUCGGCGGGCUUUAUGGGGAAAGCGGCCGCUCCGAGCCGAGGCGGGGGCUGCGGCGGCCGCUCCCGCGGGCUCUCGUCGCUGUUCACGGUUGUCCCCUGCUUGUCCUGCCACACAGCGGCGCCGGGCAUGAGCACUUCUACGUCCGGCUCCGAGCCGGAGCCCAAGCCUCAGCCCCAGCCAGUGCCCGGACCUGAGCAGGAGCUGCUGUCAGAACAGGUGUCAGAGCCAGGUUUUGAGCCGCCGCCAAGAUCCCAGAGGAAAGCUGAGCCUGAGGUUGGGCAGCGAUUGGACCUGCUACGGACGGGGUCAGAGUUCACUCCAGCUGUAAGGCUUGGGCCCUUCACUAAGGCGGCAUCAGAGCUGUCCCCUGGGCUGGGGACAGAGUUGCUGCCGGCGAUAAAGCCCCUGCCUCUUCAGCGACCUGGACAGGCAAAGACUUCUAAUAUGGUUUCAGUAGCAGGGACUAGCAUGAUCCCCAGUGCCCCAGUGGCCUCACUGCCUCUGGACAGCUUCAAAGGCUGGCUCCUCAAGUGGACCAACUACCUGAAGGGCUACCAACGCCGCUGGUUCGUGCUAGGCAAUGGCCUGCUAUCUUACUACAGAAAUCAGGGUGAAAUGGCCCACACCUGCCGUGGAACCAUCAACCUGUCCACUGUGCACAUUGACAAGGAGGACACUUGUGGUAUCUUGCUGGUCAGUGGGGCAAGGACCUACCACCUCAAGGCCAGCUCAGAGGCGGAACGACAGCAGUGGAUCACCGCCCUGGAGCUGGCCAAGGCCAAGGCUGUCCGAUUGAUGAGCACCCAUUCAGCUUGUCAUCAGAUCCUGUCAGCACCAGAACUGGGCAGUUUCACAUCUGCCUACUGCCCUCCAUCUGCAUGGCCACCGCCUCGUGUGACUGCCCAGCCUCCUAGCUUCUGGACUCCAGUGUCUUCCAGGAGAGACUCUCUCCAAAGCCACAAUGACUCUGGGGACGACGAAGACACUGCUUCCCCAGCUGACAAGAGCGAGCUGCACCAAACCCUGACAAACCUCUCCUUGAAGUUAGAUGACCUCAGCACAUGCAAUGACCUCAUCGCCAAGCACGGCGCCGCGCUCCAGCGCUCCCUGAAUGAGCUAGACAGCCUCAAGAUCCCACCCGAGAGUGGGGAGAAGCUGAAGGCAGUGAACGAGCGGGCCACCCUCUUCCGCAUCACCUCUAAUGCUAUGAUCAACGCCUGCAGGGAUUUCCUGGAACUAGCAGAGACACACAGCCGGAAAUGGCAGCGGGCGCUGCAGUAUGAGCAGGAGCAGCGCGUCCACCUGGAGGAAACCAUUGAGCAGUUAGCCAAGCAGCACAACAGCCUCGAGCGGGCCUUCCGCAUUGCUCCUGGCCGGCCCAGCAACCCUUCCAAGAGCUUCAGUGAGGGAAGCCUCUUGACUACCAAAGGAGAGGACAGUGAGGAAGAUGAAGAUACCGAGUACUUUGAUGCCAUGGAAGACUCCACAUCCUUCAUCACGGUGAUCACAGAGCCCAAGGAGGACAGAAAAGCUGAAAGUGGAACCGGGUCAGGCUCUGUGGACUGGGCCUCAUCAGACAACGUAAAUGAGGUGCUAGAUGGUGCCUCACUUAUACCCAAGGGUUCAUCCAAGGUCAAGAGAAGAGUCCGUAUCCCCAACAAGCCCAACUACAGCCUUAACCUCUGGAGCAUCAUGAAGAACUGCAUUGGCCGGGAGCUCUCCAGGAUCCCCAUGCCGGUGAACUUCAAUGAGCCCCUGUCCAUGCUCCAGCGGCUGACUGAGGACCUGGAGUACCACCACCUACUGGACAAGGCCGUGCACUGCACCAACUCCGUGGAGCAGAUGUGCCUGGUGGCAGCCUUCUCGGUGUCCUCCUACUCCACCACCGUGCACCGCAUCGCCAAGCCCUUCAACCCCAUGCUGGGGGAGACCUUCGAGCUGGACCGCCUUGAUGACAUGGGUCUGCGCUCCCUCUGCGAGCAGGUGAGCCACCAUCCCCCAGCAGCUGCACACUAUGUAUUCUCCAAGCAUGGCUGGAGCCUCUGGCAGGAAAUUACCAUCUCCAGCAAGUUCCGGGGAAAAUACAUCUCCAUCAUGCCACUGGGUGCCAUCCACUUAGAAUUCCAAGCCAGCGGAAAUCACUACGUGUGGAGAAAGAGCACCUCCACUGUGCACAACAUCAUCGUGGGCAAGCUCUGGAUUGACCAGUCAGGGGACAUUGAGAUUGUGAACCAUAAAACCAAUGACCGGUGCCAGAUGAAGUUCCUGCCCUACAGCUACUUCUCCAAAGAGGCAGCCCGAAAGGUGUCAGGAGUGGUGAGUGACAGCCAGGGCAAGGCCCAGUACGUGCUGUCAGGCUCAUGGGAUGAACAGAUAGAGUGCGCCAAGAUUGUGCAAAGCAGCCCCAGUAGCCCCAGCUCUGACGGGAAGCAGAAGACAGUGUACCAGACCCUGCCAGCCAAGCUGCUGUGGAAGAAGUACCCACUACCGGAAAACGCAGAGAACAUGUACUACUUCUCGGAGCUGGCCCUGACGCUCAAUGAGCACGAGGAGGGCGUGGCACCCACCGACAGCCGCCUGCGGCCAGACCAGCGGCUGAUGGAAAAAGGCCGCUGGGACGAGGCCAAUGCUGAGAAGCAGCGGCUGGAGGAGAAGCAGCGUUUGUCGCGACGACGGCGGAUGGAGGCCUGCGCACCCAGCGGCUGCAGCGGAGAGGAAGCAGAGAAGGAAGCAGAAGCGCACAUGCCACUGUGGUUCGAGAAGAGGCUGGACCCACUGACCCGGGAGAUGGCCUGCAUAUACAAGGGCGGCUACUGGGAAGCCAAGGAGAGGAAAGACUGGCACAUGUGUCCCAACAUCUUCUGAGCGCCACCCCCUGCAGCAAAUACAGGCGCCUGCACAGCCCACUACACUUUUUCUUUAAUGCUCUCAAUUUAAUACCAAAUGGCCCUUCUCCCACACCCACCCUCCUAUUUCCCUUAACCUUUUAUUUCUUUUAAAAUACUUUUUAGGACUCCCACCUUGGAAGGAGGAAGGGCUGCCCGGGUUCUCUCCAGCCCCCAGGUGCACCGGGUCACCCAUGCCCCUUCAUUAUUGACUUGGGCCCCAUCAGAACACCAGUUCCCAGUCACCACAACUCAGACCCGCUGGCCCGGGCCAUGGGCUGCCCAAGUCACCAGCCCCCAAGCCAGGGAGGAACUGCCUCCCUCCAAGGAAGCCUCUUUUGACUUUUUUAGAAAAAACGAUCUCCUUUUCUUUCCAGCCUUGAUGUUUAGUAAAUAUUUUUAGAAUAGCACUUAGCAGACAGCUUUUCAAGUAUGCUUUCUUGCCACAAAAAUAUACUGGCAAGAACCCUUUCUUUUUAAGACAUCAGGAAGCCAGACCCCGUUGAAGUCGGAAGCAUUUUAUAGCUCAAUAUAGCAAGGCCCUAACUGUAUCUGAGCUGCCCACCCCCACCCCCAGGAGCCCAGAGUCUCACAGAGACCAGAACAUUAGGGGGAUCUAUACCCCACUGGUGGGGAAAGGUGUACUGAAGGCAUCCCCCACUGUGGAUUUUAGGGCAGCAGUCCCCAACUUAGCUAGCUUGGACCACGCCUGGGUAGCUCCCUGGCCCCCAAGAGGCCAGGAAGGGCUGGAAGGCAGGGCCUGCAGGUGCUCCUCACCCUGAGACCCAGGCCCCAAAUCAGCAAUAAUGAACAAUCCCUCAGUUCAGCCUGGGCUGGUGACCCAGGCACCAGCAACCCACGUCCCACCUUGUCCUCAGGUGGCUCCUGGGUUGCCCUGUCUCAGUGCCCCCUGAACUAUUUGCCUAAUUUAUAUAUAUGAUAUACAAAUAUAUAUAUAAUAGCUAUUUUGCUUAAAUUUCUAUGAUAUGUGAAAAUGAAAAAAAUGAUGAAGACAGGGUACACCUGUCUAAGUUUGGCCCUCCUGGUCAGCUGUGCCCUGUCCUCUCCUUGUAACCACCCCUUCCAGCGGCUUCUGCCAAUCCAGGGGGACUGGACCACCACAGCCACUGUCCCAGCCCCUCAGGACCCCCCACUCCAGUCUUUCCUACUUUCAGUUUAGUCCUAAACAUUCAUUGCAGGGUUGUACUUUCUACUCCACAAUGGGUUUUUAUAUAUAUAAAAAAAAAAAAAAGUGAAAACACCGUGUGAAAUGCCUUACGAUGCCCACUUGAGAGGUGGGGCAGGGCAGCCCUACCUGGCUUCCCUGCAGAGCUGUGACAUGUACUUCCCCUAACACUGUUUGUGAGUGAGCACCUAUUGACUGGUAAUAAAAAAAACCUUGGC